Messenger RNA from Leptopilina heterotoma, 1716 nucleotides. Its product is annotated as calcium release-activated calcium channel protein 1-like. Gene Ontology annotation, cellular component: membrane. The transcript is spliced from 2 exons. Bases 579 to 1637 code for a protein of 352 amino acids. Gene Ontology annotation, molecular function: store-operated calcium channel activity. The record is from RefSeq and is a predicted model, not a curated record. Gene Ontology annotation, biological process: store-operated calcium entry. NCBI's taxonomy places the organism in Eukaryota, Metazoa, Arthropoda, Insecta, Hymenoptera, Figitidae.
UUCUUUCAAAUUUGAAUUUUUAUUAAAUAAAAAUUGAAUUAUUAAAAGAAGAAAAGUGAGUGAUAAUUAUAUUUAAAUAAUUGUACAUUAUUAAUUUUUCAUAAUUGGAAAAAUCAAGUGAUGACGAAAAAAUGAACCUUUCGGUUGAGAAAAUAAAAAUUUAGUGAUAAUUUUUCGCACGUUCGGUGAACAAUGUAAAGGACCUGAAUUCAAGAAAAAAAAUUCUUUUUUCAUUGAAAACGGAUCAGUUGCAUCAUGUUUCAGCAUUCUCAAGAGGAGUCAUUAGCUAACGGAAGAAGAGUAUUAGUCUUAAAAAUGUCGAGGCAGUGAAUCUGGAUUGUGUAAAAAAAAUAUCUUACAAGAGGUGGAAUGAAAAAAUUGUGUUUUCUUAUUGGAGAAAAAUGCUUAAAUAUCUGCGUGUGAAUAAAACUAAAGUCAUUAAGAAUUUAAAUACUCACAUACUGAAGUAAAAAACUAUAUUUUAUAUCUAAUUUUCUAUCGAGAAAAAAGAAGAAACAAAAAAAGAGGAGAAACAAACAAAGAAGAAAGAACAAGAAUAAAUAUUAAAACAGAAAAAAAUGAUUAACGAUAAUUUAGAAUUGGGCAAAACAAAUUUAUUAUUUCUAAAAGAGGAAAAAUCCUCAAUUGAAAGAGAUGAGACGAGAACUAAUUUGAAUUUAGGAGCCUCGGAUGAUCCACCAGGUAAAUCGAGUAAGUCGACGCAAAUAGAUAUUUCUCAAUCGGGUUGGAAGACGAGUUAUGGCCAGAGAUCAAGACCAUUGUCAAUGGGUCAUUUAUCGAGACAAAGUCAAUAUGUUGAGUCAAAUUAUUCGGGAAUGUCAUCUGCUCAAAGUGAAGUGAUAAUAUCGCCUAGAAAUCGUUAUCAAAAUAGAUAUAUCGCCGUUGAUAUGAUGAAAUUAAUGCCAAAUCAACAACAAUCCGUUAAUCAUUUGCCGAUGAAUAAUCAAAAUUGCAAUUGCUGUUGUAUGUGCAAUGGCUCACAACAAAAACCAAAUGGAUUGGGUCCCGAUGCAUUGGAGGAUCAGAAUGGACCGGAGGGUCUCUCAUGGCGAAGACUGCAUAUGAGUAGAGCAAAACUUAAAGCCACUGCAACCACAUCUGAACUUUUAAGUGGUUUUGCAAUGGUGGCUAUGGUUGAGUUGCAAAUAAACGAGCCAACAGAAGUUCCUGAAUGGCUAUUCGUAAUGUUUGCCGUUUGUACAACUGUACUAGUUUCUGUUCAUAUAUUCGCCUUAAUGAUAAGCACAUAUCUUCUGCCAAAUGUAGAGGCCAUUAGUAAACUUCAAGUAGCCAGUCUCGUUACGGAAUCACCACACGAACGAAUGAGAGGUUUCAUUGAAUUGGCCUGGGCAUUUUCAACAGUAUUAGGACUCUUUCUUUUUUUAGUUGAAGUUGGAAUUCUCUGUUGGGUGAAAUUUUGGGAUUAUUCAUUCACCGCUGCUACAGCAAGUACUGUCAUUGUGAUACCAGUGCUCAUUGUUUUCGUUGCAUUUGCCGUUCAUUUCUAUCAUUCUCUGGUCGUUUAUAAGUGCGAGACUUCUGUAACUGACAUGAAUGAAUUAGAAAACAUAAAAAGGAAGUUAGACAAUGUGACGAUCAAUCAAAGUAGUGUAUAAAUAAAUUCAAUGUCAAUUCUAAUAUUUCUCCUUUUGUUUCAAUUUUAAGACUCAAAAAAUAAAAUAAUGAUAAAGACAA